UACCUUCGGGUGUAUUCCUUCUGCUCCUUCUGUUAACUGCGUAUUAUAAGUUGAGACUCCGCCAAAAUCUGUUCGCUUAGACUAAAACAUAAAAGUUAAAAGAAAGUCAAAAAAUAAAAAUGGCAAGUUUAAGUAGAUACGCGUUAAUUAAAAUGUUGGAAUUGGCUAUCGUUGUGGUGUGCAUUUGGCUCCAUCACGAAGCCAGAUCCGGCGAUUUCACCACCGAUUUUAUCUCGGCAACCGCAUUCGGUGGUUUUGCGAUAAUUUUAGUCGCUGGAGCCGUUGGUCAUAUUAUGGGUAGCCCCAUAACGAGACGAAUCGACUUGUUCUUCUGUUUGGUGGGGAUUGCGGUUUUCGUAGCGGCUGGCGCCCUCAAUAUUAAACAUUUUGAGAAUUCAAGUGGAAAAUGGAAAGAUUAUGGGUUAGCGAAGGGUUCGUUAGCGGUUAUUAAUGGAGUUUUCUUCCUUUUGGAUGCGGUUACUACAUGGAGAGGAGAUUUUUAAGAAUGGAGUUGUCACAAUAAAAAUUACCUCACUAUUUAUUAAGAAUCAAA
This is a messenger RNA of Onthophagus taurus, 553 nucleotides long. RefSeq lists its product as uncharacterized. Gene Ontology annotation, biological process: septate junction assembly. Gene Ontology annotation, cellular component: plasma membrane. Lineage: Eukaryota; Metazoa; Arthropoda; Insecta; Coleoptera; Scarabaeidae. The record is from RefSeq and is a predicted model, not a curated record.